Messenger RNA from Hippocampus zosterae (dwarf seahorse), 3291 nucleotides. Its product is annotated as serine/threonine-protein kinase NIM1-like. Gene Ontology annotation, cellular component: cytoplasm. The transcript is spliced from 5 exons. Bases 340 to 1674 code for a protein of 444 amino acids. Gene Ontology annotation, molecular function: protein serine/threonine kinase activity; tau-protein kinase activity; ATP binding. Gene Ontology annotation, biological process: protein phosphorylation; intracellular signal transduction; microtubule cytoskeleton organization. NCBI's taxonomy places the organism in Eukaryota, Metazoa, Chordata, Actinopteri, Syngnathiformes, Syngnathidae. The record is from RefSeq and is a predicted model, not a curated record.
GCUUGCGUCCGUGCGCCACGCCCGCGGGCGGGUCCUCCAUGCCGAACACCGCCAGGAGCCGCUUGAUGGCGUCCGAGCGGACCUCCUCCGACCGGCCUCGGGUGGACUCGGUCGCGUCGGCCUCCUGCAGGCUCUCGCAUUCACGUUUGGAAGCCUCUGCAAAGUCCGUCUGCGUGGGAGGAGCCCGGAUUACAGCCCUUGGGACAUUACGGGCCACUAGAUGAUCCCGGCACAGCAGCGGCGAGAUAUGGGAAACGUCAGCCGAGAGUGGCGUCUUACACAUGUGGACGCUUUUACAUCAACUCCUCUGCGAGCUAACUCCUAUGUGGGCUGCUAGUCAUGUAUUUGAACAAUAAGAGCCACGCGGAGCGCAACAAGAAGAACAUCAAACAAUGGGGUCGCCCCAGACAGCACCCAGAGAAGGUGUUGAAACGGGCAUCCCGGAACACGGCAGAGACGAACCAAAAGCCGGAUAGGAAGGAAAUCAAAGUGGAGCAGGAGGCGGCGCGGCACACGGCCUUCUCCAAGGUGUCCUACGACCUGAGCCACUCGCAGAGGGUGACGGAUGAGCUCGCAUUUGGACGGCGGGUGGGCUUCUAUGAGCUCAGAGGGGAGAUCGGAUCCGGGAACUUUGCUCAUGUCCGACUCGGCAUACACGACUUGACCAAAGAGAGAGUGGCGGUGAAAGUCUUGGAGAAAGCCCGGCUGGACGAGCGCUCGCAGGCACUGUUGGCCUCGGAGAUCUUGUGCAUGGAGAAGCUGGCCCACCCCAACGUCGUUCGCCUGUACGAGGUGGCGGAGACCCCCAAGCGCUUGUACCUGCUCAUGGAGUACGCCAGCGGCGGGGAGCUCUUCUCCCACAUCUGCGCUCGCGGACGCCUCUCCGACCUGGAGAGCAAGCUGGUGUUUGCUCAGCUGCUGGCCGCUGUGGAGCACAUGCACGACAGCAACAUCGCGCACCGAGACUUGAAGGCGGAGAACGUGUUCCUCACCAGCACCUGCUGCGUCAAAGUGGGCGACUUUGGUUUCAGCACGUUGUGCCGCCCCGACGAGGUGCUGCGCGCGCUCUGCGGUUCCCUGCCGUACGCCGCGCCCGAGCUCUUCGGGCGCUCGGGUUACGUGGGCCGCCACGUGGACAUGUGGGCGCUCGGCGUCCUCCUCUACUUCAUGACCACCGCCGCCAUGCCCUUCGCGGCCGCCAACGAGGGCAGGCUGAGGCGCUGCAUCCUGCAGGGCUCCUACGGCGUGCCCUCCUACGUUCCGGCCCCCUGCGGGGAGGUCAUCCGGGGCCUGCUGAGACCCGUCCCCGCCGACCGCCUCAGCGUGACCAAGGUCAUGUCCUGCGAGUGGCUGAGGGGCGUCGACUAUCCGCGAGCGUACCUGGCUUGCCGCCCGACGCCCGCGCACCUCUGCGGGCCGCCCGCCGCCCUCACUUCCGACGAGCUGAGCGUCAAAGCGGCGUUGGAGGAGCUGGGUGUGACGGAGCGCCACCUCCUGGACAACGGGCCCGGCCUGAGGAGCCCCGUCACCGGCGCCUACCGCAUCCUGCUGCACCGAGUCCAGAGGAGGACGUCGGCGGAAGCCAUGGGCUACGGCUACGUGCGCAUGACGGAGACGCGCGACAGACUCAAGCGGCUGGACAAACGCGCCUCGGCCGUUUGUAUCGUCAUGUAAGCAGGCUGUAAGUUGGAAACAAAGAAACACACAAAAUUCAAAGGAACAGAAGCAAAGAAUUGAUUUUCACCCACGGGUAUGGAUUUGGAAUUUGAAUACGAACAUCAUGGCAAGGUUGACUGGACAUUUAUGAGGUAUUCAAGAGCCUUGACGUCCAGGCCAUUUCUGGUGACAGUGAGCUCAAUUCAACUUUAGCGUAAGGAGGCAGUUUGGCAAAUAGUGAACAAUUCAUGAAAAAAAGAGGCUUCAAACUGCCACUCUUGGUUGCCACAUGCCGUGCUAACCGUUAGCAUGCCGUGCUGACGGUUAGCAUGCCGUGCUAACGUUUAGCAUGCCGUGCUAACGGUUAGCAUUGAUAGCUGCGACUUUAAAACAUGUGGGCGGAUAGCACAACAGUAUCCUUCGACGACCUUAUGACCAAGUCAAUACACAUGAACAUAAAGCACAGCGACUUUGAGUGGCUAAGCAGUUUUAUUGUCACAAUGUUGAAGCAAGCGCUCAUGCUACACACAGUUCAGAUUCACAUUUUAUGGUUUCCAUUUGCACGUAAACACUGUUUCGUCAUGUCAUGGUCACGCGUCGUCACAAUAAAAAGUCAACAGUGAAAGUCGAAACGUCGAUUGGCUUUUUCUCCAGGAGGGGGGGGGGGGGCUCACUCAACCGAUCAAGCGACUCUUUUGGCGCUGUAAAAACAAACAAACAAAGAAAGGGCAGUUUUACGAUGCACUACAUCAAAGAAAUAAGGAGAAACGUGAUGAAAACGAUCAAAGACCUUUGGGGCGGCCUUCUUGACGUGUUUGACGGCUUUCUUGUCGAUGUUGGCCAUCAGCUCCUGCACCCACGUCUCUUGCGGGUCGCAACAGUACACGCGGCCUUUCCACAUGGUGAAGCUGCAAGGACGGGACCAAAGAAGGAAUUCAGUCAACGGUCUACACUUUGUUGAAUUUCGAUAAUAGAGUGGAGAAAAAACAAAAAACCCAAAACAUGCGCCUGAACUAUGCCUCAGAUUUGCUUUUUUCACUAUUUGACAGCCGCCCCACAAUGUGUGUAAUAGGAACUUUUUUCCUGAAUGGCAACUUUUCUAAAUCAUUUUUUGCUACUUUUACCUGAUGAGCCUAAGCGGAAUGGAAAACGAAUUGCUACAUUGGGAACAUGCGCUCGUUUGCACGCAGCUCACUGCGCACGGGUGUGCUCACAUGACGGCGCGGAUGUUGCAGCCUCCGUCCGUUUCUUGAAUUCUGUACUUGACCGCACGCGCCUGCGUCUUUUUGUUGAGCUCUUUCACGUAGGUCAGGCAGCAGUCGUCGUACGACACUGAAGAGAGGAAAAAUAAAGACGCGUUGGCUCAACAAAAAUUGAAAAUCAGAAAAGUAGUAGUUGCUCCUAAUGCUGCGUCAUCAGUAGAUGACUGAGGAAACGGCGUAAAGCGCUCUGAUGUCCCGGGGUAGAAAAGCGGCACCACGUUCACCGUUUACUAUUGAUUUCCAAUCCACAAGUGGAUUCCAGUCGGUGUAAUGAAGGCUCCAUGUCCUCCCUUCACCCCACGCGGGCAAUCAGCAAAAACCCUCACUACGCUUUAUCUCCCGUGGUAUGUCGCCGUCAUAAAAUAACAAUAAA